Molecule: messenger RNA, 1494 nt
Organism: Baudoinia panamericana UAMH 10762
Lineage: Eukaryota; Fungi; Ascomycota; Dothideomycetes; Mycosphaerellales; Teratosphaeriaceae
Exons: 2
Coding region: 1-1494 (497 amino acids)
Source: RefSeq, a predicted model, not a curated record
AUGGCGGGCAAGACGAGGAACCGGCUGAGUACUAGCCCUGUGAAAGCUUUCCGUUAUGAAGACGCUUCGAAUGGCGAGUUGCCAACGCUUGUCGGGUCAAUCAAGGCUCCUGGGUUACCGGCUAUUAAGAGCACUUUGAAGGAACCCAGAGAGACUUCGCCGGUAUCGCCGACCGCCAUAGACGGCUCGACGUCGAACGGUAGCCUGCGCAGUUCGAAUUCGAAAAUUGCUAGUUUGCGAGCUGCCUUCGAGCGGAAUGCGAGUCCAAAUCGAAAGCGCUUCUCCGUCAGCACCCAUGGCGGUAAUGACAAGCGCCCAGACCACAGCGUCAAAGUCAGCUCAGAACGGAACAGCAAAAUCAGCUCAGAGCAGAACGGCAAGGUCACGCCGGAACACAACGCAGAGCACGAGAAGGAAAUUGCCCGCUUGCGGGAGGAACUGCAGCAGGAGAAGGAGCUGCGCCGGGUGUGGGAGGAGCGAUGCGCCUUGCUCGAGCAGUACGAGGCGAAGUGUGAUAUGCUCGAGCAAGAAGUCGAGAUGAUGCAGGAGCGCAUGAUCAUGCAAGCCAACGGCAUGCUCAAAGAAGAUCACUCACCGGCCUCACGGCGCAUGUCCGUCGACGUGAGUGGAGGCGUUGCGAAACGGUACUCGGAUGAAGUCGUCCUGCUUCAACGUCAACUGGCAGAUCUCAAGCAGACCAUUGCCAUGUCCACGCGAAUGGAAGGCCAAGUGACCGACUCUGUCUUCGCGCAGGAAAUGAGCGUGCUGCACCACGAACUCCAGAAUUGGAUCGUGAACAACUUCCGACGCGCCAGGACGGACAUUGGCACGGAACAGUUGUGCGCGAAGCUUGACCAUUGCGCCGAAAAGGCCAAAUUGCGCCACCUGCGACCAAUGUUCGAGACGUUCACGCCGUCGGCCAAGCUCGCUAUCUACCAAGCAACGGCCGUGUGCUUGUUGAUGGAGAUCUUUGACAACGUCUCAUUGUACGGUCUGCCGGAGAAUCUGCCGUGGCGCCGACCGCUGCGCGAAGCCGUCGACGCGAUCGAGAAUGUACUGACGCCGAUGGCGCACAACCGCCUUCGCGCAACGACACUCGAUGUCAUUCGACAGAGCGAAGACAUGGCAAGCUACACAGCGCCGGCGGUCAAGAUCAUGGCGGAGCGCAUCUGCGGCACCCUCACCGAGCUGACGGACAUUGAACAGACGGAGGCGAGACUGUACGGUCUGAUGAACAUUGUCAAGCGUGCUAUCGAGCUGCAGCACAUGUUCCGCGUGCAGCGGGCAAGGUUCCAAUUCGACUUGCCAUCGCCUGGCGAAGACUUCCACCACCAGGUCAUGGAGAACAUCGCGGUUGACGUCGAGGCACCGCCUGGCAUCGAACCGAUCAUACGUUGCGCGACCUUCCCAUCCGUCAUCAAGGUCGGCGAUGAGUAUGGCGACAACAUGCACUUCACUAACGUCAUCAUCAAAGCGAAGAUCCUGUGCUGCUAA